This is a messenger RNA of Menidia menidia (Atlantic silverside), 2566 nucleotides long. NCBI's taxonomy places the organism in Eukaryota, Metazoa, Chordata, Actinopteri, Atheriniformes, Atherinopsidae. The record is from the annotation of a GenBank genome assembly.
CUGGAUAUAACAUUGAAUUAAAUACAGAUUCCUGAUAAGAUUUUAAUUUUGCAACAUGCCUUUUCACUUCGUGUAUUUUGUGACGCUAAACCUGAAGAGGAUACAUUUUUUUAAGAGAGAGAGACUAGAGAUAAAAGUCAACUCCUUUACGUGUUAAAAGUAGUCGUAGACGUCUAACUAUCCGCGACAAAAGCCAACUUUUGGGGCCCACGUCAUUGGUUUCCACGGUGGGCCGAGCCAGCGCUGCUCUUCCGGUGGAGACGUGGCUCUCCGCUGCUGCCAUAUUGACGGUAGCUAGCUAACAAUCACCCAACUUCAAGUCAGCUGUAUUCGCGCACCGCCGUUCCCGAGUGGCUUCCAAUCUCCAAAGCGAAAAAAACAAACAAACAAACAAGAGAGUGAAUAUCGUGGUACCGCGGAGAGGGACUAAAAUGGUGCUGUUGGCAGCGGCGGUGUGCACCAAGGCCGGAAAGGCCAUUGUUUCGCGACAGUUUGUGGAGAUGACCCGGACGAGGAUCGAGGGUCUUCUGGCGGCGUUCCCCAAACUGAUGAACACAGGCAAGCAGCACACCUUUGUGGAAACGGACAGUGUUCGUUACGUGUACCAGCCUCUGGAGAAACUCUACAUGGUCCUCAUCACUACCAAGAACAGCAACAUUCUGGAAGACCUGGAGACACUCAGACUUUUCUCCCGUGUGAUCCCGGAAUACUGUCGCGUGCUGGAGGAGAGCGAAAUUUCAGAGCACUGUUUUGACCUCAUCUUCGCCUUCGACGAGAUCGUGGCGCUUGGCUACAGAGAGAACGUCAACUUGGCUCAGAUCCGCACUUUUACAGAGAUGGACUCCCACGAGGAGAAGGUUUUCCGUGCUGUCAGAGAGACCCAAGAGCGUGAGGCCAAGGCCGAGAUGAGGAGGAAGGCCAAGGAGCUGCAGCAGGCCAGGCGGGAUGCCGAGCGCUCCGGGAAGAAGGUGCCAGCUUUCGGUGGCUUCGGCAACUCCGGACUAUCCAGCGUGUCCUCGGGGGCCAUAAUCACAGACACCAUCGUUGAGCCGGAGAAGCCCAAGAUCACACCAGCACCAGUCCGAUCCAGUGGACCCAGUAAGGCUCUGAAACUCGGUGCUAAAGGGAAGGAGGCCGACAACUUUGUCGACCAGCUCAAGUCAGAGGGAGAAACCAUCAUGCCCACCAUAGGAAAACGAGGCUCUGACGUUUCUAAAGCUCUGCCCCCACCAGUCAACGUAGAGAGUGUACACCUGCGCGUCGAGGAGAAGAUCUCGCUGAGCUGCGGCCGCGACGGGGGCCUGCAGAACAUGGAGGUGCUGGGCAUGGUGACGCUCAGAGUCUCGGACGAGAAAACCGGACGCAUCCGCCUCAUCAUCAACAACAACGACAACAAAGGGCUGCAGCUGCAGACACAUCCCAACGUGGACAAGAAACUGUUUACAACAGAUUCGGUGAUUGGCCUGAAGAAUCCCGAGAAGUCUUUCCCGCUCAACAACGAUGUCGGUGUGCUGAAGUGGAGACUGCAGACCACGGAUGAGUCCCUCAUACCUCUAACCAUUAACUGCUGGCCGUCGGAAAGCGGCACCGGCUGCGACGUCAAUAUCGAGUACGAGCUGCAGGAAGACGCCCUGGAGCUGAACGACGUGGUCAUCAGCAUCCCCGUACCGUCUGGCGUCGGAGCCCCCGUGAUCGGGGACCUGGACGGAGAGUACAAGCACGAUGGCAAGCGGAACCUUCUGGAGUGGUGCCUACCGGUCAUCGACGCCAACAACAAGACGGGCAGCCUGGAGUUCAGCAUCGCCGGGCAGCCCAACGAUUUCUUCCCUAUCAAUGUGUCCUUUGUGUCCAAACGCAACUACUGUGACAUUCAGGUUACCAAAGUGACCCACGUAGACGGUGACAGCCCGGUGAAAUUCUCCUCAGAAACUUCCUUCGUCGUCGACAAAUACGUGAUCGAGUAGAGACGUCCGACGAAGCAAAAAUCACCAACAAAAACAAAAAGUCCAAAUCUAUGCUACAGAGAAAGAUUGAAGAUUUCUAGUCUGCCGCCCCUGUGUACUAUUUGAGACUGAACAUCGACAGGCUGAGGUGGGCUGCCUGCCGGAGCGCCCCCCUGUGGUGGAGCAGAGCAGCGCUGGUGUAUUUAUAUGUUUGUACGAGAGAGGAUCCUUCACAUUAUAUAGACUUCAGUUAAGUAAUCGCGCGCGUGUGUGUGUAUAUGUAUUUCCAUACAUAUAUACAGAUAUAAAUGAAUUACUUAACUGAACAGGAAAAACCAACAAUGCACACAAAGGCUACGUCACUGAUACUGUUGUGUGGUGAACUGUAAAGAGGACUGCAGACUAAGUAGAGGAUGACUGCGGGAGUAAAGGAGAAGCCGGCGGCGGCCUCGUCAUCAGUUAAUCAGUAACUGCGAGAACCCCCCCCCNUCCACUGAGCAUCCACCAGAAGCGUUUUACUUUCAUUGUUUUCAGCUUACUCAAACUGGAGCUGUAGCCGUGUCGCUCAGAUGCCUGUCAUUUCUUUAAUCGUUAAACUUCGGGGAUAUCUCAUGUCUCAUUUU